UUAGUUAUUCAAAUUAAUGCAUAACAAGUUUAUAGUGAGUAAUCGGAAUUGUCUUUUUUAUUUAAAGUUGAUUUUUAAAAUUAUUUCUCUCGUGUAACACCGGUAAUAAAAAAAGAAUCGCGCCAGUUAAUCAGACAUUGGCUUUCCCUAAUGGUUUUCUCUGGAAACGUAUAGAGGGGAGGGCUCUAUUUAAACACAUGUUUAUAGAUUUUUCAAGAUUGUUUGUUUCAAAACUCUCGAUGUUUAUGCAGAUAAUACUUGCUGAUAGUGUGUGAUACUGGUGUGAACUUUCACUCGAAAAAUAAUAAUAAAUCUCAGAAACAUGAAAGAUCAAACGCUUAGUCACAUUUAAACCACACGCAUCUCUGAAAAUGAACAUCUCUUGGAGUUUGCUUCUGCUGCUAGUUUAUUUUGACGUGUCAGUGUCUAUUAUAAUGCAGUGUAACCCUGAAUUGAAUCCAAACUGUGAGUGUUUUCCCAUCGAACAAGGAAUAAGCUUCCAGUGUCCUCCGUUUUCGAGUACGCUAGAACGCAACGGAAAAUUCUCAGUUACAAUUACAAAUACAAAAUUGUUAAUCUCCUGCCACGAAAACACGACAUUUCCAAAUUUUUUACCAAACGUGACGGUUGGUGAAAUCGACAGACUUAAGUUCCAGGGAUGUGAUACGCCACCGGUGAACAUCAGAACAAUAAUCCAACAUUUUUCCUUGAAAGCAGUUAAAGUUGUAGAAUUUCAUAACUUUGUGAUCGAUUUGUCAGACGACUACUUCGAAGGAUUGUUUGAUGUAGACAGAAUUAAGCUGGCCAGUUUGAACCUUUCAUUCCAGGGGUCAAAAGUUUUUUCGGAGGUGCCCAACUUGCGUAAUUUGAAUAUGGAAAUGAACACUAACUUGCGACUGAAAGAAGGCCUUUUUGACAACUUGACAGAGUUAGAAUUUUUGAAUCUCAUGGACGACGACUUAGAGGAAAUACCUAAAGAUGCAUUUCGCGACUUGAAAAAUUUGGAACUGCUUUAUCUCGGGCAAAACCAUCUAAAAAUAAUAACAAACACCACGUUUUCUGGAUUGACAAAUUUGAGAAAACUAGGUCUUGCAAACAAUCAGAUUGAAAGUGUUCCUAGUCAAGCUUUCGAAGAUCUCAUCAACUUAAAAUUUCUCGAUUUAUCUUACAAUAAACUUACGGAGCUGCCUGCUUCCGUCUUCGAAAAUUUGAAGAAAUUGGAGACGCUUAACUUAACAGCAAAUCUCGGUUUAAAACUGUCGGGUUAUCGAUUUGCCAAUAUAACUUUACUAAAGACUGCCAAUUUGGCCAGAUGUAGAUUGGAAUUCUUGCCUGAAAAUCUUUUCCAAUAUUUGGUAAACUUGGAAGACUUGAAUUUAUCUGGUAACAGGUUUAAGUUUGUCCCGAUGUUGAAUCUAUCGAGUUUGAAGGUUCUAAACAUGGACGACAAUCUAAUCAGUUGGGUCAAUAAAAGUGCGCUGGUCUAUCUGACAUCGCUAGAAAAAAUUGACUUGUCUAGAAAUCAGAUUCGAAAAGUUUUUGGUUCUUUUUCUAACGAUACUUUGAAGAAGAUUUACAUGUCUGAGAACAAAUAUUGUAAAUCAGUGACAAACAUUCUUCAAGGUACCACAAAAGUUGAAACUCUAGAUCUUAGUUUUAACUGUGUGACACAAGUGGAUGACAUCUUCACGAAAAAUAACACCAGAAGUCUGAAAACUUUGAACUUGAGUUACAACAAUAUCACCACGUUUCAAGUAAAGAAUUUAAAGUGGACUAAACCAAUAGAUAUCAAUCUCGACCACAACAAUAUCUCCUUUGUACGUUUUAACAAGAACCAACUUAGACUCAGUUCCUCUACGAACGUGUCAGUUUCGUUGCUCAGCAACCCCCUCAGAUGUGACUGUAACAACUACGAUUUUGUUCAACACGUGCAAAAACAAAAAAAGGAACCGUCGAAACUUACGUUUUUGGAAAUCGACAAUUUAAAGUGUUUUGAAAAUGAAAACAAAAAUAUAUUGAGAGUAUCACCGUCACUAUUGACUUGUCAUUUGAACACACCCAACGUUACAGAGUGCGGUUACAUCUGGCGACCGUUUGAUAAUUCCAUGGUUGUCAACUGUAGCAACAGAAAUCUGACCACGUUUCCUCUAAUUGAUCAAGAUAUCAUGAAGUCGUACAAGUUUAAUCAAACUGAGCUACACCUGGAAAGAAAUCAGCUGACAGAUGGACUUUUUGGAAAUGAUUUUGGUUACAAAAAUGUAACCAAGCUGUAUCUUUCGCACAACAAAAUUAAAAGUAUUGACUGGUUACCACCAAAAUUAGAGGUGUUGAAUCUAGAUAACAACGAGCUUAGCUACCUUAAUUUUAAUGUUGUAAAUAUUUUAAACCACUCCAACUUAGUUAGUUUUGUCUUCAGUCAUAAUCCAUGGAAGUGCGACUGCAGUAAUGCUCAUUUUACCAACUUUCUGAGAAAUUUCUCAAAGAAGACUGAUGUUCAGAAGAUCCACUGCUUCAACAACCCAGAAACUCUUCUAGUCAACCUUCAUCCAAACGAUUUCUGCUGGCAGUGGACCAACGACUACUACUACAUCAUUAUCCUCAUAAUCUUCAUCCCUGUAACCCUCUGCCUCGUCCUAUACCACAUCAACCCCCGCAAAACUAAAUUCUACCUCUACAUGAUCUCCGGGAGGAGAUGGUUCCAACCUGACGAUUUUGACCACCACAAAAUUUACGACGCUUUCGUCAGUUACUCCCACAAAGACGAAGACUUCGUGACGAAAACUCUAGUUCCCACACUGGAGGGCUACCAGAAACCUUACAAACUGUGUCUGCAUUAUCGCAACUGGGUCCCUGGGGAACUCAUCACGACGAAUAUUUUAAAUUCGGUGCAGGAUUCGCGCAGGACUGUGAUCGUGCUUUCCAGGAAUUUCCUGGAGAGUGUGUGGAGCAAGAUGGAGUUUCGUGUUGCACAUGCCCAUGCCAUGAGGGAGAAAAGGACUCGGCUGAUUGUUAUAGUGUAUGGUGAUGUGGAUUUGGAGGAAGUGGGUGAGGAGUUGAAGACGUAUAUGAAGAUUAACACUUAUGUGAAGUGGGGUGAUUCGUACUUUUGGGAUAAACUGAGGUAUGCUUUGCCUCGGAAGGGCAGGGCGAGUAGUGACGGUGGAUAUCGAAAAGCUUGUCAUAUUUCGUACACAUGAAAAAUAAAUAACGUCGAAUUUAA
Messenger RNA from Zophobas morio, 3220 nucleotides. Its product is annotated as protein toll-like. Gene Ontology annotation, molecular function: protein binding; transmembrane signaling receptor activity. The transcript is spliced from 4 exons. Gene Ontology annotation, cellular component: plasma membrane. Lineage: Eukaryota; Metazoa; Arthropoda; Insecta; Coleoptera; Tenebrionidae. Gene Ontology annotation, biological process: toll-like receptor signaling pathway; inflammatory response; immune response. The record is from RefSeq and is a predicted model, not a curated record. The coding region runs from base 372 to 3197 and encodes 941 amino acids.